AGAAAUUCACAAAGAAAAAAAGGCAUUUACCCAGGAGGACAGUGCUGACUUGAAGUGCCAGCUGCAAUUUGCCAAAGAGGAAGCGUCGCUGAUGCGUAAGAAGAUGGCCAAACUGGGGAAGGAAAAGGAUGAACUGGAACAGGAGCUCCAGAAAUAUAAGUCCAUCUAUGGAGAUGUGGACAGUCCCCUCCCGACCGGAGAGGCCGGGGGCCCACCUAGCACCAGGGAGGCUGAGCUGAAGCUUCGCUUGAAGCUGGUGGAAGAGGAAGCCAACAUACUGGGCAGAAAAAUAGUGGAACUGGAGGUGGAGAACAGGGGGAUUAAGGCUGAGAUGGAGGACAUGAGGUGCCAGUAUGAAAAGGAGUGUCUUAGCCGGGACCACAUUUCAAGCAUUCCUACCUCGCCGUACGGCGACUCUGUGGAGUCGGCCACAGAGCUGCGCCGUCACUUGCAGUUCGUGGAGGAGGAGGCAGAACUGUUGAGGCGGUCGAUCUCCGAAGUCGAGGAUCAUAACAAGCAGCUCACAAACGAGCUGAGCAAGUUCAAGUUCGAGCCAGGCCAGGAGCCUGGCUGGCUGGAGGACACGGCUUCCAAGUGCGGCGGGCCCCUGCAAGAGGAGCUCAAAUCGGCCCGGCUGCAAAUCAACGAGCUGAGCGGGAAGGUGAUGAAGCUCCAGUAUGAGAACAGGGUCCUCAUGUCCAACGUGCAGCGCUACGACCUGGCCUCACACCUGGGCCUGCGCACCUCCAGCCCCAGGGACAGCGACGCCGACAGCGACGCGGGGAAGAAGGAAAGCGACAGCGAAGAGGGUCGCCCGCCUCAACCGAAGAGAGAGGGGCCCAUUGGGGGUGAAAGCGACUCGGAAGAAGUCUACGAGAAGACUUCGGGCUUUGGGAGCGGGAAGCCCUCUGAGGUGAGCGAGCUGUGCUCCGCCGAGCUCCUGAGAGUGAAGGAGGACACGGAGUCUUUAAUCAGCAUCAGGCGCGAGGCGGAGCGGCUCGAGAGGACGGUGGAGCGCCUUAUCACCGACACAGACAGCUUGAUCUACGAUGCCAAGGUGCAUGUAGCCAGCAGCCCCUCCACAGAGCAGGAUUUCAGAAGCGGAGAGGUAGAAAGAGGAGACGAAAGACGCGAACCAGAGCUCCUGGACACCGUCAAUUCCCGGAUGAAAGCUUUCCGCAAGGAGCUGCAGACCUUCUUGGAGAAGGUCGACCACAUCGGGGAGGGCCUUAAGGAGCAGAUGGAGGACCUGUCUCCUCUUCCCCACCUCACAGAGUCUUCCAGUUUCCUAUCCACAAUGACGUCCAUGUCCCGAGACUCUCCUAUCGGGAACCUGGGGAAGGAGCUGAUCACUGACUUCCAGUCCAAACUGAGAGAUCAGAUGGAGUGGCAGCUCAAACGAGAUCGUGGAGAGGAGCAAGAGAUUCACCACCAGCGAGCCACCACCGACCCACAUCGCAGAGCUGAUGGAGACAUUAAACGCUACAGGCCAGGAGACAAGGGCUGUUUCAGUCUAGAGAGUGUAUCGAUACAGGAGCUUCAGGCUCAACUUGAGCAGGAGACGAGACUUCACCGAGAGGAGCAAGAAAAGUUUACAGAAAGGAUCAUUCAGCUGGAGGAGGAGCAUAUGCAGACCCUGCGGAGGAAAGACUUGGAAGUGCAGAGCUUGACUUUGCAGAACAAGCUGGAAGAGAAGACCUGGAGCCAGGAGAAGAGCCUGCUGCACCAAGAGCUGAGGCACUUCAAGCAGGACACCUUCCUGCUGUACAUGAAGCUGAAGUGGCUGCUGAAGCACUGGCGGCAAGGCAAGCGGAUGGAGGAGGAAGGGGAGGACGUACUCGAGAUCGAGCCUCUUGAGGCCCUCCCUGAAUUUGGCCUUCCAUCUGAGCAAAAGGCGGAGGAUGCAGAGCGAGAGGAGGAGGAAGAGGAUGUUGUUUUUGCACUGGCAGAUUAUUCUCAGCGUCCCACUGUGGAGAGCACUGAUCACGGGCCACAGCUGCAGACUGCAGAGUUACUGCAGCAGCAGAAGCAGGCAAGCGAAAGCCGGAAGCUGCUGAGCGCCGUGAAGGGCCUCCUGGACGAGUUCCGUGCGGAGCUGCGGGACGACGAGCGCGAGCGCCACGGCCUCCAGCAGCAGUACGCGCGGGACAAGGCCGCCUGGGAGGUGGAAAUGACCGAGCUCAAGUGCCAGCUCGAGCAGCUGGAAGGGAAGAGCGAGAAUGCCUCGGGAGAGACAGGCCUCAGCGCCGACGCCAAGGGGGCUUUCAAAAGGGAGAGAGAGGAGCACAAAAAGCUUCUGGCCGAGAGUCACAGUGUGGUGAUGGAUCUCCGCUGGCAAAUCCAGCACAGCGAGAAGAACUGGAAUCGGGAGAAAGUGGAGCUCCUGGACAGGCUUGAUAGAGACCGUCGGGAGUGGGAGCGGCAGAAGAAGGAGCUGCUCCGCCGGGUGGAGCAGCUUCAGAAAGAAGUGAGCCCGCGAAGAGGGAGCGGUUUCCUUUGUGACCAGAAGGAGAGCAACCUGCGUCCGUUUGCAACCCAGGGGAACCUUCACCUACCGCGCGCCAUGGGGGCAAGAUCCUACUCUGACUCAGAUGCCAUCCAGUUUGACGAUCGGUCGCUGUCGAAGCUGAAGGAGAGCGAUAGGUGCACGGCCACGGAAAACCUCUUUCUGGAGUCGCUGUCCCUGGAUUCCCCUGAGGAGCCCGAGGAGCACCGGUCGCGGCAAGCGGAGCGGGAGAAGUUCUUGACGGGCUUGACGGAAGAAGAAGAAACGCACAAGGGAAAUCUUCAAAGGGCGAUGUCCGUUUCUUCCAUGUCAGAAUUCCAGCGCUUGAUGGAUAUUUCUCCAUUCCUCCCAGAAAAAACCUUGCCUUCAUCUAGCAGCAAAGAUGAUAUCACACCUCCCUUGUCUCCUGAUGACUUGAAAUACAUCGAGGAGUUCAAUAAAAACUGGGAUUACAGUAGCACUAGGAACCAUGGUGGGGCUGCCGAGAAGCCUCCGGAAGCCUGGGCAGAUAGGACAGAGAUGGGGAAAGCUGGGAAUGAACCUGCUUCAGAUCCUUUCCAGGCGUCAUCCUGGUACCUCACCACCAGUGUCACUAUGACAACUACCACCAUGACCAGUCCAGAGCACUGCCAGAAGCAGCCAACGAGGAGUCAUGGUGUUCCCGAAAAGAUGGGAGUUCGGGUCUUUCACAGCCCACCGGUUGUCCGUAGGUUUGAUAAUUCAGUGCUAGCUGGCAGCGAAGGGAAAAACCAGGUCGAGCCAGAUUUCCUGUUUUCUGUGACCAAAGCUAUGGGGAAUGUUGGUGAGACAAAAGGUGCUUCCUCAGAUAUGUUUGGAAGAUGGUCUUGUGACCUGGCCAAACAUCAUAAGGAUUUUCUGGAGAGUGGUCUCCAUCCCAUUGAGCGCCCUAUUUGCACUACUGUGGGCUUUGCCUCACCCUUGCACACCUUGGAGAUGUCCAAAAACAUGAGUGACGACAUGAAGGAGGUGGCUUUCUCUGUUCGGAACGCAAUACGCUCCAACUCCACUUCAGCAGAGCCUCAGUUCAAGGACACGGCUUGUCAGACCAACGGGAUGAGAACGACCGGGACACAGACCACGCAGACCAUCAGCGUGGGCUUGCAGACAGAAACCCUGCGCAGCAUCACCAGCAGCCCGCACAAGUGUCUCACCCCAAAGGGGGGAUCCACUCCUGUCUCUUCACCAUCCAGAAGCCUGAGAAGCAGGCAGGUGACCCCCGUCAUUGAGAAGGUCCAGGCUAAGUUUGAACGCACGUGCUGCUCCCCCAAAUACGGCUCUCCAAAGUUGCAAAGGAAAAUCCUUCCCAAAUCAGAGCAGCCAAGCGGCCGGCCUGUGCCUGGAACACCCCAGAAGGGCUUCAGCGAGUCCGCUUGGGCAAGAUCCACGACCACACGGGAGAGUCCGGUCCAUACCACCAUCAAUGAUGGCCUCUCCAGUUUGUUCAACAUCAUUGACCAUAGCCCCAUCUUUCAUGAGACCUUCCAAAAAUGCCCCAGGUCUAGCAGCCGAUCCAGGUCAGCAGAACCCAGAGCAGAGCUGGGUCCAGUGCAGGAACCAUGUACAAAUGCCCGUGGCAGAUCACCCAGUCCUCUCCGUUUGGGGACAGAGGCGCAAAAGGAAGAAGGGACUGAGGUGACAAGCAUCAGGCAGGACCUGUCUGCUCCUCCAGGGUAUACACUUGCAGAAAAUGCUGCCAGGAUCUUGAAUAAGAAACUUUUGGAGCAUGCCUUAAAGGAAGAGAGAAGGCUACCCUCACACAGCCCACCAAAUAUUAGCAAUGACAACAGCACAGCAGAUAUUGUCAAAGUAGAACCAGGGUCCAUAGAGGAACUACCUUGUUCUGCACUAGCUCCGUCCCUCGAACCCUGCUUCUCCCGGCCGGAGAGACCAGCAAACCGGCGCCCGCCGUCCCGAUGGGCCUCACAUUCCCCCACGGCCUCCCAGUCGCAGUCCAUGGAGGCAACAGCCUGCAAACGCCUCGCUCAUUCCCAAGGGAAGGAGCGCUCUGCUUCCCGGGAGGAACGUGCUGAUGGCCACGCUGCCGUGCGGGGCUCCGGUGGGCACUCGGUGAGGCCACGGGAAGAUUUCGAGGCCCUUUCUGACCUCUGCAAAGCCACUGCCCACUGCAUAGCCAAUCCCAGCUCCUCUGAGGUCACACGGCUUGCGGCUCCGUGUCCUUCAGAUACAACUGAAUAA
This is a messenger RNA of Tinamus guttatus (white-throated tinamou), 4723 nucleotides long. Lineage: Eukaryota; Metazoa; Chordata; Aves; Tinamiformes; Tinamidae. The record is from RefSeq and is a predicted model, not a curated record.